This is a messenger RNA of Prunus armeniaca (apricot), 2595 nucleotides long. Lineage: Eukaryota; Viridiplantae; Streptophyta; Magnoliopsida; Rosales; Rosaceae. The record is from the annotation of a GenBank genome assembly.
AUGCAGCCAUUAGAGGACAGAUAUUACUUAUGCAACCUUUGCCCACUGCCAGCAAAGCAUACAGCCUCCUUUUGCAAGAAGAGAAGCAGCGGCAAGUUGCUUCCACCCCCCAACAAUACAACCAGCAACGAGAGCAUGGCAAUGCUCAGUAUACACACUAAGAAAGGCAAUACCAGCAAGCAAGGCUUUCAACAGCGGCCUUCAUCAUCCAAUAUCGGCCCAUCCUUUCAACCUCGUGGAAAUCCUAGAGAGCCAAAACAAUGCACUUAUUGCAAUGGUCACAAGUGGCACGGCAAGGAGGUGGUACCCAAAAUUGAUGACAACGGUCGCCCUUCCCAAAACCGCUCAUCUCAUGGGAGCAACCGACAACAUACCAAUGUGCAUAACGUUCAGAGUCCAGAUGCACAGUUUCUUCACCUACAGACCAUAGCUCCUCAUCUCACACUCGAGCAAUGUCAGCAAAUUCUUGGUACUGUUGGUAAGGAGGAAGUUUCCCAAUCCCAAGCGAAUUUUGCAGAUAGUGGUGCCACAGACCAUAUCACCAAUUCUCAUGCACUCCUAACUGAAAGUUCACCCACACAUCUUCCACCAGUAGGAUUACCCACAGGGGAAAAAGCACCCAUCACAUCUAUAGGCACUGUUAACUUUGAUGAUAUUUUUCGUCUUACCGAUGUCUUAUGCGUCCCCUCUUUCAAUGACUUGCGCACGAAGAAGAUGAUUGGGUUGGGUAAGAGGCAUGGAAACCUGUACUAUUUCGAUCCACAACGCCUUGCUCCGCAGCUCCAUUCUUCCUCCACAUAUCAUGUGUCUGCUUCACACAACCUCUGGCAUCUCCAAUUAGGACACCCUUCCAAUGCCAAACUUCGCUCUUUGUCUAAACAUUUUUCUGAUAUUUCACUUCCUACGCAUAUUUGUGAUUUUUGUCCUUUGGCCAAACAAACUAGGCUACCUUUCCCUUCCAGUUCAAUAAAAAGUAUUGCACCUUUUGAUUUAAUUCACUGUGACAUCUGGGGUCCACAUAAGAUUGUUUCUCACUCUGGUGCUCGAUAUUUUUUAACUAUUGUUGAUGAUUUCUCUCGUACCACAUGGAUUUAUUUGAUGAAACUGAAAUCUGAAACACAAAAUCUGCUCAAAUCUUUUUUUUCCUUUGUGUCCACACAAUUUAAUAAACAAAUCAAAGCUAUCCGUGUGGACAAUGGCGCAGAGUUUUCCUCGCUUCAAAAUUUCUUUGCAGAUCUUGGUGUUCUCUAUCAACACACUUGUACUUACACACCCCAGCAAAACGGUGUUGUCGAACGCAAACACCGACAUCUCUUGGAAAUGGCUCGUGCCCUACGCUUUCAUGCACACCUCCCUUCCAAAUUCUGGGGGGAGUGUGUUCUCACCGCAACUUAUCUCAUUAACCGCUUACCUACUGCCAUUUUGACCGAUAAAACCCCUUACGAACUCCUUUUUGGUCAUCCACCACCAUAUCGUCACCUUCGCGUCUUUGGUUGUCUAUGUUACGCCACUAACCUUCAACCUACCAAUAAAUUUGAUUCACGAGCUCGCAAAUGCAUCUUCGUUGGCUAUCCUUUUGGGCAAAAGGCCUAUCGUCUUUAUGACCUUGACACUAAAAAAUUCUUCAGCAGCCGCGAUGUUAUUUUUUAUGAAAAUAUUUUUCCUUUUGCUGCUCCACACACAACCACCAUCCCCAUCCUCCCUACGUCCCCUUCCACUUUCAGCCCACAUACGGGCUCUCAUAUGCCUCUUUCCUGGCCCACUCCACUUUCUGCCCAUAAUGAGCCACCCAUACCCACACAACCUUCUGACCCACUUAUUCCACCUUCUCUAGAUAAUGAGCCACCCAUACCCACACACCCUUCUGACCCACCUAUUCCACCUUUUGACCCACCUAUUCCACAUUCUCUAGAUAACCCACACACCACCCCAAAAGAUCUCACCGACCCUUCUUUUUCUCAAUCCCCUCACGACACCACACUUCCUUCACCAUCCUUCCCUAUCACGACUCAUGCUCAAAAUAGUCCCACUAUGCCCUCUUCUCCUACUUCAUUGCCGUCAUCUCUUUCUUCCCCACCUCCUCUUCGUCGCUCUCACCGUAUUCCUCAACCUUCCAUCCUUCUACGUGACUUUCACUGCAAUGCUACCAUGCCGCCUUCCCCUGCUCAGUCUUCUUCUUCCCCCACACCAGGUAAAGGUUCCAAGUAUCCAUUGUCCAAUUUUCUCUCUUAUGAUCACUUGUCUUCUACUCAUCGCACCUUUGUUGCAGCAAUCUCCAAAAUCAUAGAGCCCACUACCUAUGCCCAGGCUUCCAUUGACCCUCUUUGGUGCAAUGCCAUGGCACAAGAACUCCAGGCACUUGAGCAAAAUCACACAUGGUCUCUUACCUCUUUACCUGCAGGAAAACACCCCAUUGGCUGCAAAUGGGUCUAUAAGGUGAAAUAUCACUCUAACGGCUCUGUCGAACGCUACAAAGCGCGACUUGUCGCCAAAGGCUACACUCAACAGGAAGGUCUCGACUAUACCGAGACCUUUUCUCCCCACUGCCAAGCUGGUUACAUUCCGAUGUCUUCUUGCUCUUGCCGCCGUCCGUAA